This is a messenger RNA of Callithrix jacchus (white-tufted-ear marmoset), 1195 nucleotides long. Lineage: Eukaryota; Metazoa; Chordata; Mammalia; Primates; Cebidae. The record is from RefSeq and is a predicted model, not a curated record.
CCAUGGCGGAUUCCUCGCCCUCACAGUCCCUGCGGGAAGGCGGCCCCUGCGCGCCGCGGCCCUCGGCCCCCUCCCCGCCGCCGCGCCCGCGCUCCGGCUCCGAGUCCGAGGAGGCCGAGCUGUCGCUGAGCCUGGCCCGCACCAAGACCCGCUCGUACGGCAGCACGGCCAGCGUGCGGGCGCCGCUGGGCGCCGGCGUCAUCGAGCGCCAUGUGGAGCACCGGGUCCGCGCGGGCGACACGCUGCAGGGCAUCGCGCUCAAGUACGGUGUCACGAUGGAACAGAUUAAAAGGGCCAAUAAACUGUUUACCAAUGACUGUAUAUUUCUGAAGAAGACUUUGAACAUCCCAGUUAUAUCAGAGAAGCCUUUGUUGUUUAAUGGACUUAACUCUAUUGAUUCUCCAGAAAAUGAAACUGUUGAUAACAGUUUUUCUCAGGAAGAGGAGCCGGUGGUGGCUGGGGAAGACCUCCCUCCUCCCAGUCCUCAAGAAUCUGAUGUUCAGCCUGUGCAGCCUGAGGAAGUAUCAGCCAGAGAUUUCCUGCAGAGACUUGACUUGCAGAUUAAGUUAUCCACACAGGCAGCCAAGAAGCUAAAAGAAGAGAGCAGAGAUGAAGAAAGUCCCUAUGCAACUUCCCUCUAUCACAGUUAGGUGAUCUGGGGACAUAACUGAAACCAAAAUUAAGAUAUGUUUGGACCAUAAAGAAUCCAACAAAUGAAGAUUCAAAAACAUCCCUUCUGGAUUCUCAUAGUGUUCAUCUUAAAAUCAUAACUAGGUAGUUCUACCUGCUGCAAUUGCACUGAAGUGAUUAGUUCCCUCUGGCUUUCUAUAAUGUUAAGUCUUUGUUAUGGCAUGAUGGCAAGGUUGUAUUCUAAAGCUUAUCACUUUUGUAGGUGGUGUUAGUUUUUAGACUAGCUUUUAUAAGUACUAAUUGACAUAAAGCAUCAGCGACCUAUUUAUAUAUUUAGGCUAAAAAUAAUGUCUAUCUCCUUAUGCAAUCCUAGUUAUGUGAAAAUAUGGUUGCUGUUUAAGUUAUGUUGAAUUUGCUGUGUGUUUAUAACUUAAGUGCUAUAUACAUAUAUAUAUUUCGAUAUGUCUUACAUAUUCUGUAUUAAUAUAAAGACCCAAAUUUUGUUUGCUAUUUUGUAAAAAUAAACCACAAAAUUCUGAAUGAGAAAAUAAACUAUGUUUUCAAA